This is a messenger RNA of Dalotia coriaria, 2330 nucleotides long. RefSeq names its product dolichyldiphosphatase 1-like. Gene Ontology annotation, biological process: protein N-linked glycosylation; lipid biosynthetic process; transcription initiation at RNA polymerase II promoter. Gene Ontology annotation, cellular component: transcription factor TFIID complex; intracellular membrane-bounded organelle; endoplasmic reticulum membrane. Lineage: Eukaryota; Metazoa; Arthropoda; Insecta; Coleoptera; Staphylinidae. The record is from RefSeq and is a predicted model, not a curated record. The transcript is spliced from 2 exons. Gene Ontology annotation, molecular function: RNA polymerase II general transcription initiation factor activity; protein binding; dolichyldiphosphatase activity. Bases 545 to 2194 code for a protein of 549 amino acids.
CUAUAAAUCAAAAUGAAAUGUUUACAUUUGCAUUUGCAUUAGUAAGCAUGACAGCAGUUGACAUUUCAAUACUUGGCAUGAAUAAGAGUUAAAAUUAGGAAGGUAAUGCAAUAAUUACUUUGAUCUGUUCCGAUUGAAUGGGCAAUAUUGCGUUGGUGCCAAGUUCGGAAAUAUCAACUUUGUAGUUAAACUUUGGUUUGUUUUUUGUUUUGUUGUAUUUAAAACAAAACUUGGUGAAGUUAUUGAAUAUUUUCAAAAGCGGCCAUAUAUGUUACCUAUUGCAAUGAUUACACCCCUUUGGAUGCACGAAGCUUAAAAUUAAGCUUAACCACAAUAAUGCAAGUGAUUUAUUCAUUUUCGUUCGUUCCUUUCAAAAUAAACGAAUAUUUACAUACCAAUAUUCGCACCGACGUAUGACUUGUUUGGUGUGAAACAGCCUUUAUAACGUUACCGUUAGCAGCAAUCAUAACCUAACAAGUUAGGCGACAAUCGUCUGUUUUGGUCAGUUCUCUUGCCACUAACUUUUCACAAACAAAGUUCUUUAAUGCAUGUACCAACAAUGGAAAAUCGUUUCCCGCUAAACGAACAACUAUCUCAAACCCUCAAGUCAUACCUGCAGCGGCGCAACUAUCCCGCCGUCACACAACUGCGCGAAAUCAACGAAACACAAAUGAUCCUCAACGCGACCGUGCAAAAUGAAACCAGCAGAAACAAUUCCAUCGCAUUCUCUUCAUUCAGCAGUGAUCCGAUGAUCAUCGAGCACACGUUCUCCAAAUUUGUUCAGUGGAUAAAUGACAUUGUGCAUAAGUGCAGUGAUCAUCAAGAUCUACAUAAAAUAGUAGCACCACUCUUCUGCCACUUCUUCAUUGAACUACAUCAAAAAGUACAAAAGGAUAAAGAAUCCAUGGAACUCCUCCAGAAGUCCACCUCACACUUCUUCAAAUUUCACCUACCAAGUGUUGAAAAACUAAACAGUGAUGACACAAUAACAAAACUAUUGAAAAUCUUACAAGGCCAGAGUGAUUCAUCAAAUUUGAAAGAAGCAUUUAGAUCAAACAAAUACUGUGUGAACUUGUGCAGUAAAUCCGUACGAGCAUUGAAGAAAUAUCUAGCUGAAAGCAGUCAUGUGAUACUGCUGCAAAUCAUACAAAUGUGGUUUAACAUCAGAGAAGAGGAAGAUCCUGAAUGUGAAGAGAGUGUGACUGAUUCCAAAAUGGAUGUAGAACAUGAAGUGGAACAUUUAAAAGAUGUCAUAGCACUGAUUAACACUGGACCUCCACCAAUUUAUUCAGUAAACCUAGGUAAUCUGAAAGGAGAUGCAACUGCAGGUUGUGUAGAUAAUAAUUUAGGAAUGUGUGCAUACAGUUAUGACAAUAUGAUAUUCCUCAGCUCAAUAGAGACUUUAAAACAACUUCCCAACACAGAUUCGGUUGGAGAUGUGAUUUUCUACGAACAUUCCGGCAGUAUUUACGACAUGAAAAUGUUGAGUAAUGUAUUAUUAACAGCCAGUCAGGAUAAAACAAUAAAACUAUUUAAUUUGACUGAUUAUCAACUACAUACGACGUAUCAAGCGCAUGAAUAUCCUGUGUAUUGUCUAUCGCCGAGUUCUUGUGGGUCUGUAUUUGUCUCCGGGUCGUAUGAUCACACUUGUAGAUUAUGGAGCUAUGAAAGCAAAUAUCCAUUAAGACUAUACGCAGGCCACACUCAAGAAAUUACAAGUGUACAGUUUCAUCCGAAUGGAAAAUAUUUUGUGUCUGGAUCAAGCGAUAAAGCCAUUCGAAUGUGGACAAUGGAAGAUUCAUGUCCUGUAAGAUUACUUCUCGGUAGUACAGGGACAAUUUACGCAAGCGCAUUCAGCGAGGAUGGAAAAAUGUUAGCCACUGCUGGAGAUGAUAAAAGUAUUAGAAUUUGGGAUCUCACGAAAGGCCAGCAAAUUUAUGAAAUUAAAACACCGGAUGUUGUUUUAAUUACGCAUUUAUUGUGGUGUUCGAAUGAUACAAUCGUGUGUUCGGGUUCUUCGAAUGGACUGAUUCAAUUUUGGGAUGUGAAGGAUGUUUGGCAAAAGACUGAAGAGUGUGCGGUGAUUUCAACGCAGGAAAUGAACAAGAAAUUGUUAGAUUUAGUAUCGUUUAGAGGUACAAUUAGUUGUCUGACUGCUGAGAGCGCUGGGUCAACUACAAUGCUACCUAUGUAAUCAAAAUGAAAAUGUCCGAGUUUUUACUCCUACGUGACACAACUUUAAUACCAAAUGUGCUUUGGUUCGAGUACACCAACACGCGACAGGAAGUGCGGGCGCGCAGCAGGAAGCUGGUCAGUAUGAAGUCGCAAUG